AUGGCUUUCUCUUUGCAAAUGAUGUCGUCUUCUUCUUCUUCCUCCUCUGUUCUCGGCCGUCGGGAAAAAGGGUCGGUAAGAUUUCCUAAUUAUAAGAUUCCUGAUUCCCGUUCCUAUCCUCGUUCCACAUGGUCCUUUAGGUUAAAUCCGGACAGCGUUCGUCCGAUGAUUUUGUCUUCGAGUAGACCAUGUUCUUCUUCUUCUUCAUCAUCUUCUUACUCUCCACCAAAAUCUUCAUCUUUUUCAUCAUCUCCAUGGCUGAUGCUGCCCCACUUAUUUGAAGCUGGCCCCACCACCACCAUGAAAUACAAAUUCUACAGCCUGGCCGAGAACAAAGUCGUAACCGUGGCCACCGAAUUCCCGGCGGCCGGCAGCGACCUGAUGGUGUUGAGGGGAUCCUCACACGGCUGGCUAGCUCUGCUCAACCCUCGCAAUUUCGACCUUUUCCUCUAUAACCCCAUCUCCCACCGCCGCAUCAACCUUCCCUCAGUUGGAAACUUGCCCAAUUACCCCACCCCACAGAGCUCGAGGGACCUGGAAAAGCUCAUCCUCUCCUGCUCCCCGGACGAAGAAGAAGAAGGCUGUCGGGCUGCAAUCAUAAACGAUAUGCAUGUGCUGGCUUUCUGCUGCCCGGGGCGCAGUGACAAGUGGACCCUGCUUGGCGAUCUUCGGUUUUGCUAUUAUGGGUUGGCCCCGUGGAAUUGGGAAUGGGAAGGGAAAUAUAUGGAUUGUGUCUACUCCUCGCAACAUCAAGCAUUAUUUGCCCUCACUGGUUGUGAUGAAGUGGAAUGUUGGGAUCUGCGGGACCCUUUGUCCCCGAGUGUGAUCAAGACUUACGAGAAAAAACCCCAGAAGAUGACGCAAAAGUUGCGGCCUCCCGGAGCCGAAAUGUUUAGGCAGUAUCUAGUGAUUGCAGGGCAGGAUCUUCUGGUGGUGUCUCAAUAUCUGAUGGAAAUUGGUGGCUCGUUUACUUUGUCUGAUGGCAAACACAAUCCUGAUUACAGCUACGUGACUGUUGAUUUCGAUGUUCAUAGAUAUGAUCCUGAGGAUGUGGAUCAUCCAAAGUAUGUGGAGGGCUCGUCCCUCGGUGGUUGGGCUAUUUUUGUCGGCUUCAGCAGCCACGCAAUUGCAUUGCCAGUGACUGACUUCCCGGAGCUCGAGCCUAACUCCAUUUACUUCACGGAUCCAACGUUGGUGACGCAAGUUGAGAAUUGCGUGUGUGGUGGCCAUGACAUCGGUAUCUUCAAUUAUGAGGAUAAGACUGUGUCGCGGUGCUAUUAUCCGAGUGAUGUUAGAAAGAUCUUCCCAGCGCCUAUGUGGUUCUUUCCUGACUCAAAAUUGAUUUGA
Striga asiatica is the source of this 1347-nucleotide messenger RNA. The record is from the annotation of a GenBank genome assembly. NCBI's taxonomy places the organism in Eukaryota, Viridiplantae, Streptophyta, Magnoliopsida, Lamiales, Orobanchaceae.